AUGUAUGACCCCAAUGAUUAUACUGUGGGUUGGAUCUGUGCUCUACCUACCGAGUACGUCGCCGCCCAGGAGUUUCUUGACGACGAGCAUGAUAAGCCGGAGUUCUUGCCAGUUCACAGCAAAAACCACUACGCCCUAGGGCGAAUGGGAAGGCAUAAUGUCGCUAUUGCCACAUUGCCACUAGGGGAGUAUGGUAUUACCUCUGCUGCGCGUGUAGCGGAUGACAUGCUCCAUUGCUUUCCGAACAUCCGCAUCGGGCUGAUGGUUGGUGUUGGUGGCGGUGUGCCAACUCGACAUGAUGUCCGUCUUGGAGAUAUUGUCGUCAGCACUCCUCGAAAUGGUCUGGGUGGUGUUCUUCAAUACGACUUCGGUAAGACCAUCCAGGAUAAAAGCUUUGAGUUUACAGGCUUUUUGGAUCAGCCGCCCACCAUUCUGCGCAAUGCAGUCGCUGGACUCUUGACUCAUUAUGAGCGCAAAGGUCAUAAUAUACAACAGGCAGUUGAAGAUGUCAUCGCAAACAACCGAAGAUUACGAUCGAAAUACCAAAAACCGGAUCCUGUUAGUGAUCGGCUUUUCCAAAGCGAUCACACUGGCGAAGAUCUAUCAUUUCUGGUUCAAAGAGAGGAGCGCGAUGAAGACCUUGACAACCCAAUGAUUCACUAUGGCCUCAUCGCAUCAGCUAGUCAGCUUAUGAAGGAUGCUCUCAUCCGUGACAAACUUGCAAAGGAGAAAGAUGUCCUAUGUUUCGAAAUGGAAGCAGCUGGACUGAUGAAUCACUUCCCCUGUCUGGUUAUUCGUGGCAUUUGCGAUUACUCCGAUUCGCACAAAACCGAACAAUGGCAAGGGUACGCGGCAAUGGUUGCGGCAGCAUAUGCGAAGGACCUUUUGUCUGAAAUCGCUCCGCAGCAGGUUGAGAGAGAGAGAAAACUCUCUGAAUACUUAGUGGAAAGGAUUGAGAAAACAGUGAAUGAUACUUCCUCCGGUAUGGCAGACUUGCUUACGGCCCAAGAAGAAGAAGAUCGCCGAUCAAUUGCUAAAUGGCUUACACCGGUCAACUAUGCCGUUCAGCAAAGCGAUUUCUUAGGUCGUCGACAAAAAGGAACUGGGACCUGGCUCUUAGAAUCAAAGGAGUUCCAGUUGUGGCUCACUCAGCCACGUGAACAUCCUACGCUUUUCUGUCCAGGUAUUCCAGGAGCUGGUAAAACUAUAAUUACAUCAAUUUUAAUUGCGUACCUCCAAGCCCAUUUCCAGACUGAUCCUAGAGUUGGUAUUGCCUACAUCUUCUACAAUUUCCGGCAACAAGACCAACAAAAUUUGACCGACCUCAUCGCGAGUUUACUGAGGCAGCUUGCCCACGGCCAGGGCCUUGAGCCUGUGAGAAAGCUUUAUAAAAAGCAUAACGAGGAUCCACGAAGCGAGACCUAUGCUUCACUCGAAGAACUUCGCGAUACAUUGCAUGCUGUCGUCACCUCCUACUCCCGAGUCAUAAUUUUGAUCGAUGCCUUGGAUGAAUGCCAAGUCCACGACAGCCGUGAAGUGUUCCUCCGGGAGCUCUUUAGUCUCCAAGAAAACGCCGGGACAACUUUAAAUAUUUUUGCGACAUCAAGAUAUGACCAAUCCAUCGAAAUGUUUUUUGAGAGGAGCUUGAAACGAAACAUUCACGCCGAUGAGGCAGAUGUGCGAAAUUAUAUCGACGACAGACUGCACAGAUUUCCCUCUUGGGUGGCAAAAAACGAUUCCCUGAAAGAAAUGAUUAAAGAAACAGUUACGAGGGCUGUGGAUGGAAUGUUUCUUCUUGCGCAACUCUAUCUUGAUAGUUUGGCUUGGGAGACUACACCUAAGGGUAUAGAACAAACCCUUGCAGGCGUUGUGGAAACUUCCGACAAAUUGAACGACAGAAAUGAGAGCAAAUUGAGAGCACUGAACAAAGCAUACAAAGUGGCCAUGCGACGAAUCAAAGGCCAAGCACCACAAUACUUCAAGUUGGCCAGGAAAGUCAUUUCUUGGAUACUUUGUGCCAAGAGACAGCUGACCCCACUAGAGAUUCAACACGCUGUUGCUGUGGAGCUUGGGAUGCCGAAGUUUGACGGAAAAAAUAUUGCAGAUAUCGAACUUUCAAUCUCAGUUUGUGCUGGGUUGGUCAUCCUUGACCACGAAACCAAUGUCGUCCGCUUUGUGCACUAUACAACACAAGAAUAUUUUGAGCAUACAUGGAAAAAGUGGUUUCCUGGAUCGCACAUUCACAUCGCAAAAGCAUGUGUCACAUACUUGUCUUUCGACACUCUCGAUAUUAUGGGUCCGCCAAAACUUGGGAACUUCUACUUCGAACGAAGAUCGGAGAUAUACCCUUUUUACCAAUAUGCUGCACAGUUUUGGGGCUAUCACGUUGGAGAAGCACAAAUGGAAGAGGAGCAAACCACUCUAAACAUUCUUCAGAGUACGGGAAUUCCCUCAAUUUAUAUCCCAGACAUCCACGGGUUUGCUUUCGGGGAUUUCCUUACGACUGAAGUGACAGGCUUGCACGUUGCAGCUCCCUUUGGGCUUCUUAAGCUUAUGGCAGACUUCCUGCAAGCCACCCCCAUCAAUUUGAAGGAUCAGCAUCAUAGGCAGCCGCCGCUGCAUUGGGCCCGUCAUAGUGAAGCGGCGGUGAAGUUACUGAUCGAUAAUGGGGCUGACAUGGAGGUGACAAACGGGCGCGACGAGACGCUAUUAACUGUAGCCAUCGAAGAAAAAAGCGAGGCUAUAGUGAAACUGCUUCUCGACAAUGGGGCAGAUGCUAAUGCGAAAAAUACCGUAGGGUUUCAUCCGCUGAACACAGCGGUUUUAUACGGAAACGAAAGGCUCAUAGAGCUACUUCUUGACAACAGAGCCAAUAUUGACGGAGAUAGCAUCAAGAGAUUCGAAAAACCUGUCAGGCCUGGAGGGUUCCAUGACACGCCGCUAGCAGUCGCCGCUGGACGAGGAUAUGAAAAUAUAGUGAAGCUGCUACUCAAGAGAGGAGCCAACAUCGAGGCAAAAUCUUAUUUUGGUGAUAGCCCGCUGAUAUCCGCUGCUUCACACGGAUUUCUUGAUAUCGUCAAGUUGCUACUUGAAAAUGGAGCUGAUAUCGAGUCAAUGAGUUAUUUCCAUUGA
This is a messenger RNA of Penicillium cinerascens, 3132 nucleotides long. RefSeq lists its product as uncharacterized. The record is from RefSeq and is a predicted model, not a curated record. The transcript is spliced from 3 exons. Gene Ontology annotation, biological process: nucleoside metabolic process. Gene Ontology annotation, molecular function: catalytic activity; protein binding. Bases 1 to 3132 code for a protein of 1043 amino acids. Lineage: Eukaryota; Fungi; Ascomycota; Eurotiomycetes; Eurotiales; Aspergillaceae.